AAAGAUAACGUUGUCAUCGCCGCUGUGCGGAAUCGUGCAGCCAGGAGUUGGAGAAUUUCAUUCGAAGCAUCCCAAUAGCCCUCUAGAGACCAUUCAUCUGGACCUCGCGGACCCCACCAGUAUUCGUCGCGCCGCAGCCGACGCCUCGGACAUUCUCCAGGGUAGCUUGGACUAUCUGAUUCAUUGCGCUGGCGUCAGCGUUCAAGAUCUCACGCCUUUCGAAGAGUGGACCUGAAACUUCAUGAAGAGCAACUUCGCCUCAAUGCCGUUGCACCCCUCGAGGUGAUGCGCUCGUUCCUUCCUUUGAUAAGGGAAGGGACGGCCAAGAAGAUCAUGCUCCUCUCAUCGGGACUCGGAUCUUUGCAGAAUGCCCCUUACCUGCCGGGAUACUGUGAGAGCUACUCGGUGUCGAAGGCUGCUUUGAAUAUGCUCGCUCGCAAAUGGGGUGCGUCGCUGAGCAAGGAGCGUAUCACGACCAUCCUGGUUCAUCCGGGUUGGGUCGACACGGAUAUGGGCAACUCGACCAAAGAAUGGAUGGCAGAACGUUUCCCACAAAUCAAGCAGAUCUCGCGGUCGGCAUCCGCGACUGGAUGCCUCCAGGUCCUGACUCAUGCGAAGCCGAGGACGCAGUGGGCUACUACGCUUGGGAUGGCUCGCGAUUGCCUUGGUGACGUCAUCGUCGAGCUGUUGAUGUUCACGGUAGCACGGUCGAACUCGAAGAGAUACUCGAAAACGUGUCAGCUGUGGCUUUUGAAUAUGAAUACCGGUACUCCCGGAGCUGAGUGCUACAGUAUCUCAUCAUCUAAGCUCGACUACCAGGUGAGUGAUCACGGAAAGCAAGGCACCUUGUUCACACCGACCGUAUGUCGUGGUUGAUGGUACUUAUACCUCAGCAGCACGAUACCACUUCAACUACUAAUGCAAGGGGAAUCCGUUUGCUGAAAGUCUGCAGCUCGCCGUUACGUGUCCCCUCCACCCUAUGUCACGAAGCGGGUAAAUUCCACCUGCUCCACGUCGCAUGCACACAGGAUCUGUCAGUGCGAAGCUCCUAUCCGAUCAUCCGACUCAUCGGAC
Messenger RNA from Fomitopsis serialis, 1074 nucleotides. RefSeq lists its product as uncharacterized. The transcript has 4 exons. The coding region runs from base 286 to 876 and encodes 196 amino acids. NCBI's taxonomy places the organism in Eukaryota, Fungi, Basidiomycota, Agaricomycetes, Polyporales, Fomitopsidaceae. The record is from RefSeq and is a predicted model, not a curated record. Gene Ontology annotation, molecular function: oxidoreductase activity.